Molecule: messenger RNA, 1522 nt
Organism: Tympanuchus pallidicinctus (lesser prairie-chicken)
Lineage: Eukaryota; Metazoa; Chordata; Aves; Galliformes; Phasianidae
Gene: RBM11
Product: RNA binding motif protein 11
Exons: 5
Coding region: 21-794 (257 amino acids)
Biological process (GO): regulation of alternative mRNA splicing, via spliceosome
Cellular component (GO): nucleus
Molecular function (GO): single-stranded RNA binding
Source: RefSeq, a predicted model, not a curated record
GUGGCGGCAGCAGCAGUGCCAUGUCGGGGCCGGGGCGGGCGGGGGAGGCGGACCGGACGCUGUUCGUGGGGAACCUGGAGAGCCGCGUGCGGGAGGAGAUCCUCUACGAACUCUUCCUGCAGGCUGGACCGUUAACCAAAGUGACGAUUUGUAAAGAUAAGGAUGGAAAACCUAAGUCUUUUGGAUUUGUCUGCUUUAAGCACAAAGAAUCAGUGCCUUAUGCAAUAGCUUUGCUGAAUGGAAUCCGUUUGUAUGGAAGACCAAUUAAAGUACGGUAUCGGUUUGGGAGUUCACACUCUUCAGAACUAAACAGUCCAACACAUGGUUUUGAGAACUAUGCUGACUUAUAUUCACCUUCAUAUAGGUAUCAAGAGCCUUAUGGAAAUCCUCCAUUUCCUGUUACUCCUUUUCCAAUGAACAAUUGCUUACCUCAGGAACACUCCAUUUUUCAGAAGAUGGUGAGUUUCCAUUUUUUAGAACAGCAGUACGCAGUUCACAGUCCAGUGAGUCAGCAAUUUCCUUACUACCAGAUGACUCUGCCACUGCCUUCAAGCUUAUCCAUUCCUCCCUAUCAGAAUCAAGCUGCAAAUUUUAAGUGUGGGCAGAGUUCUUUUGAGUUGGCUGUGCCACAUUCAAGCGAUGGAAAAGUGUACCAGGUGGAUGAAAGCACGUCUAAAAGAAAGAGGGAACAGCAAAGUUGUGACAGUGACACUAGUACUGAAGAUGACAGAAUGAGACAAAGAGAUCAUGACCAAAAAUACAAUAAGUGCAAAGCCAAGAAAAAAAGGCAUUAAUACUGUAAAAGUGGAUUAUUUUUACUUAUAUUUUCUAUUUUUAUUUGAGAGAAAUUCACUCAUUGUUGCACUUUAUUACAAAAGGAAUGUACAAGACUCAUAUUAAUUUUGAAAGGCAUUGUGCAUAAAUUAUACUGAUACUUUAUUAACCUCAACCAAGUAAAAGAAGAAAGUACGUUAAGGUAUAGGAAAUAUUUUAAAAGAUACAGUUAUCCUAUAGAAGAACGUCGGUAAUUAUGCUUCUGUUUUCCAAGAAUUACAAAAGUCUGUGAGUUUGCUAAUUUAGACACUGUGAAAAUGUAUACUUUGAGCCACUCAUAAAGCAUACGUAUCAUACUUCAAUGACUUGUGGAAUUUACUAUUGUGACUGCUUUAAGAAUUCUCUGGAGCUGCUGAAGAACUGAGCGGACUAGAAAUUGUAAGCGCCCUAUUAAAGAUUUGCUCAUUGCUGAAGUAUCAAUGCCUACAACUUUUCCUCUUUACUGAUCUAUCUCUGCUCUUAUGUUGCAUUAGGAUCAGUGUGUACACUUACUGUAACUUUUCUUUUUUCUAGUAAUAAAUGCAAGGUAAAAAAAAAAGCAUUUGCACUUAACUACAAGGCUUACGUACUGUAUCAGUUCUCAAAGUGAUGUACUUUAUGGUUAUGCUCUGACUAGACCUGCAUACACUGUGGAUCUUUCAAUAUACUCACUGUGGAUCUUUUGAUAAACUUACUCUCCAGUGCUCAA